Messenger RNA from Microplitis mediator, 5582 nucleotides. RefSeq names its product trafficking kinesin-binding protein milt (gene milt). NCBI's taxonomy places the organism in Eukaryota, Metazoa, Arthropoda, Insecta, Hymenoptera, Braconidae. Bases 505 to 3528 code for a protein of 1007 amino acids. The transcript is spliced from 4 exons. The record is from RefSeq and is a predicted model, not a curated record.
UCAGUUCCAGUUAAACAGUCUGGCUUGCUCAACCUUCGCGUUUAUACGUACCUGCUGUUGACACGUGUUACAGUAUAAAUGUUUUUGUAUUUUUCUUAAACACAGUUUAAAUAAUCAGUGUGUUUUUAAUUAGUGAAUACAUAGUCCUCGAUGUUAACUUUUUCUUUAUUUCAAUUUUUAAACGAAUGUUGUAAUACAUGCUUAAAUGACAAAUAAGUGCAAUGUUCUAAAUUGUUUCAGUAUUAAUUAUUUUAAAAUGUGUUGAAUUAAUUGUUGACAAAAAGUCGAAAUUUUUCAAACAUAGUUAUCUGACAUUAAUUGAGUUUCUACCAAGUGAUUUGAUAAGAACUUUGAAAAAAAUUAAAAACUGUAUUAAAAAUAGCAAUAUGUGAAAGUAUGUAAACAAGUUUCAAACAAUGUAGCUGAUGAACAAUUAUCUUCGUUGAGUAUCUAAGACUCAGAUAAUGCUGUCCGAGGCCCAAAGUCAAGAAUUUUAUCUAUGUCAUGAGCAGAAAAAUUACAGAGAGAUCAAGAUCUGGUCCUAAAGCUGGAACCUCAUCUUCGAGCUUGACAGUAGCUCUUAGUUCUUCAACCUUCAAUUCUUUAGCUUUAGAUGUUUCUUUCGCUGGUUUGUCAGUUACUAAUAUACAAAAAAAAAUAUUGGAAAGUGAAUUGGAGAAACCUUCAAAUGUUUGGAAAUUACCAGAAUCUAAAAUUAAUUCUCAGCUUGAAAAUACGAGUGAUGAAUUAUGGGAAGAUAUUGGAGUCGUUGAGUAUUUAGAAAAUAAGCGUGGUACACCAGAUGAAAGUACCGAAGAAGAGAGAGUUGAAAUAUUAAAAGAAGUUCUUCGGGAUACUGAUAUUCACGAAGGAGAUGGAGAUUUAUCUGAAUUCCUCUUUCACAUUGCUAGGACCAAGCAUGGCAAAAUUUAUAUCAGAGUCAUCAGAACACUGCUACUCAAUCGAGUUCUAUGCAGUAAUCGAGUGAGCCAAAUGACCAAAACCUAUAAUGAUAUAGAAGCAGUAACAAGGCUUCUAGAGGAGAAAGAAAAAGAUUUGGAGUUGACAGCACGUAUUGGAAAAGAACUCCUUACGCACAAUCAGAAAUUAGAAACAAACAUAAAUGCUUUAGAAGUUGAACUAAAAAAUGCAAAUGAAAAAAUUACUCAAUUAAGUCAUGAAUUAUUGAAGAAAACAGAAUUGAUACAAAUUUUAACCAAUGACGUUGAAGAAUCAUGUUCCGAAAGUGGUACGCCUAUGGGAGUACGUAGUAUUAAUUUAGAAUUGAUGCAAAAACGAAUAACAUCUUUGGAAGAUGAAAACAAGCAAUUGAAAUGUGAGUUUACGCAGCUUGUUCAUGAGACAGAUGAUUGUGAGGCACAAGAAGCUAAAUUAGUAAAAGAUAUUGCUAAUCAAUUAGCAAAUGCAAACAUGGAGGUUGAUGGCAUUGCUGAAGAGUUAGAUAGACAAAAGGAUGAAAAUAGAUUACAACAUGAACAAAUUGUAGGUUUGUCAUCAAAGUUAGCAGAGACAGAAAUGAGGCUAGCACAGUUAAUGACUGAACAUGAUGAAAUGAGUUCUACACUUGCUAUUACUCGUGAUAAUCAAAAUACUCUAGCUGCAGAACUUGCUGAUUUUAAGGACAAGUAUGCUGAAGUUGUCAAUUUACUUGCAGAGACUCAGGAACAAUUACGUAAACAAAGAAAAAAAGGAAUGCCAACAGUAAGAGGUGGUUCAUUCUUUCCAUCAAUGGGUGCUGUACCUCAACCUGACUCGAUUGCAUCAGAACUCGAGUCCUCAUUAUACUCAGAAUUCAGUCUUGACUCUGGCAUCAUCAGCGAUCGAAUGCCAACAUACAAAAAAGUUUUUGAAACAGUAAGAAGUGCCUCAAGAGUAUCGUAUGGAGGUCCAGAUGCUAAUCAGUUCCCUCGGAUAGGAUCUAUGACAACAUCAACACUGUCAUCAGGAACAACUGGUCCAAGAAUGAGUUGUGGGCCAUUUAAAUCUCAGAUGACUUCAGGAUUUCCCAGUUUAGACUCUACGGGACAGAGUGAUAGUGAAGGAUCAUUAUUAACAGACUCUGAAGAUUAUCCAGGUCCUCAACCAACUGGAGUACCAGGAGCACCGGGUGCUGCUGAUUUAGAAGCUGCUCUUCGGCGUCUUACUCCUGCAGAAGUCAUAGCAAGACGAGCAUGUCUCAGUACUGGUGCUGGAUAUAAUUACGAUUACGACGGUGGGAUUCAUUCACCAACGACUUUCUUACCUUUUGGCUGCCGAACACCUGAUAGUAUCAUGUCUACAGGGAGCUAUGGAAAUCUCAGUGGAUUUAGUGGAAAUUCAUCAAGCUGGCGACUCCCUGAAAAAUUACAAAUUGUUAAACCCAUGGAAGGUUCACAGACGCUUCAUCAUUGGUCUCAGUUAGCUACACCUACUCUUGGAGGUCUUUUAGACGAACGACCAGGAGUUAAAACUCGUGGUGGUCGCGGUCUAGAAGAUUUAGGAUUAGAAACAUUUACUUUAGCUGAUUUAGAGGAAGAUGAAGAGUAUGCUAAUCCAGGAAAACUUUUUCAAGAUACGGGUUCAAUAUAUACGUUGACUAAUAGUACAGUUCUUCAUCCUGAAGAUCCUUUACUUAUUACCCCAAGUAUAAUGGGUAGUCGAGUUGCAACAGCACCAAAUAGUGUCAUAAAUUCGGGUAUGAGUACUCCAAGAACUUUGUCCAGGCGUAAUUCUACGUCAACAUUUUCUACGACACUAGGACUAGCCAAAAUGCUCAACGAAAGAGGAAUAAAAGCCCUUACGCUGUCUUGCUCUACAACUCCUAGUGGAGAAAAAAAUUUUACACCUACGGCAACACCUUGUAACAGUCCAGAUGGAACACCACCAUCAUCACGAUCAACAUCUCCAGUACCUUAUAGUAGUCCUUUAUCUUUUGGACUAUUCAGUAGCGGUGCUGAGCUUUUGAAAAGAACUUUCGGCAGUGAACCUUUACCUUCUACAUCACUGCCUAAAAGAAAGAAAAAACCACUUUCCAGGACUGAAAAAAAAGCCCUCGCGGGUAUUAGACUAGUGGAAAAACUUGAAAGAAUGGGAAUAGACACAAUCAUGGCAACAAAUACUAAUUCUUCAAUAUCUCCACUAGCUCUUCAGGGUGCUUUAUGUACUAGACGAUCCGUUGAGAGUCCUAUGGCACAGCUAACAUUUCUCAAAGGCUCUAUGUCAACAGAAAAACUUGGAUCGUCUGCAAUGUCAUCAUCUGAAAGUAGUGAUUCCCUCGCAAGUUUUCAUUUUAUGUCUAAGUUAGAAAAUGAUAACAAUACUAAGUCAGUAAGGUCUGAAUCUAGGGGAAUUAAUUCUCGUAAUCAGUCGUCAAGACAGAGGAGAGGAGGAACAGGUGCUACUAGACCUGAUCUUGGACAAGUUAAACUUGCUGUACCGCCACCAGUUACAACAAAGGAAUCUGCAACACAGUCAGCACUAGGAACUAUAAGCUCACUUCUUUUUGGUCGUAAAGGUGGACUUCUGUAAAAUUCAUCAAUUCAAGUUUCUUUAUUCAUGUUGCGUCAAAAAAUAACUUGAAAAAAUGCUUCAAAUCUCAAAUAAGAGAACAAGUAUUUUUUUAACUUGAAUAAUCCAUAUUUUUGCUUUUAAACAUCAUUAAUCCUCCUUUUAAACUUUAAUCCGUAUAACCCAGGAUAAAAUGGCCAGCUGUUUUUUUUUCUUUUAUAAGAUCGAUUUUUAUCUCAAUCAAAAUUUAAUGCACACGUAUUUUAUUUAAUUAUAAAUAACUUUUUUUUAUAAUUAUUUGAUUAUAAUAAUGAAGUAAUUAAUGUAUAUAUUUUCGAUAAGAGAAAUUGACUUUGAUUAUAACUCAAAAGGAAUAUAGAUUGUCAAGUCUAAAUAAUAAAAAUGUAAGUUAAAAUAUUACAUUGCAUAUGAAGGAGAAUAUUGAAAGACUGAAAAUAUAUAAAGACAGAAAUUGUCUUCUUGUCAGAAAUGAGAAUAAUUAUCAUAAUAGAUAAUUUUAAUAUUUCUUGUUAAUUUGUUUUUUCAUUUUUGGUAAAAUAUUAGGAAAAUAAAUUUAACUUUAAAUUAAAAAUUACAAUAAAAUAAAAAUAAUUGUAUUAUGUUUUUUCUCUGUUGAAAAAACUAGCCAUUUUAUUCUGAUUUAUUCUGUGUAAAAAUGCUGCUACCACAUUAAUAACUUAUGUAGCUCUUAGGUGGAUUAAAAUUAAACAUUACCUAAGUUUUAUUAUACAAAAUAACAUUUAAAACGUGACCGAACGAUAUUUGCUCGAAUCCAUGGUCAACCGUGCAUAUAAACUAGUCAAGAAUAGGAAAAAAAAAAAAUAAUAAAUAAAUAAAUAAAGGAAGAAUAGCCGGAAAAAGUAUGGAAUUGUUUAUAGAUAAAAGUGUGGCCUUGCAGUUAAUAUAAACGCGAAGGUUAUUAAAAAUAUUUAUGAAACUAUGAAUGUAAAUAGAGAAUUGUGAGAUUAUAAGAAUGAAUGAAGAAGACCUUGCAACGAUUUUAUUUUUUUUGUGUUAUUUUUCAUGCUCAAAAAAAUUGAUUUUAAAUAUCAAAAAAAUUAUUGAUGCAAGUUUAUAUUUAUUUUAAUAAUUUUAUUAUUUUUUACUUGAUGAUAAAAAUUUUUUUUUUUUUUUUUCUGUAUCUGACAAUUGUAUUGCUACUGUCAGUCUUUAUGUUUAUUUUAAGACUGUACAUCUAGCGUUGAUCAAAUGUAAAUAAAACAUCUCAAUUUUUUGAGUGUUUCGAUUGAUAAUAUCACUGGCUAAAUAAAUCGUGAAUAGGUUAAAUAGAUUUUUUUUCUCGGUGCAGCCUUGUAUAUAGCCGUACAAAUUAAUAAAGUAAGUUAUUGAAAAAAAAAAAAUAGAGUUUUUCUCCCAGCUGCUCUCAUAAAAAAGUAUUGUUUUUCUUUUUUUCUUAAGUCUCAUUUCCAUUUGCGUUAUCACUAGGCCUAAUAGUAGAAAUAUGAAGCAGUAAUUACUUGUAAAUAAAGCAUAUGUAAAGAAAUAAUUAUGAGAAUGAAUAAAUAAUUGAGUCCUUUUAUUUAUUUAAAAAGAUGGUAAAUGUUUGAAAAAAGUUGACAAAGAUAGAUUGCUACUAUAUAAUAUGUAAGUUUAGAAUUUAAAAAAUCAUUUAAUAUUUCAUUUUAGUUUUAAAGUAUUUAUGAAAAAAAAAAAAAAAAUUACUAAGAUAAUACAAAAUAAAAUUUUAGACAAGCAACUUGAUCAUAUCUGUUCAGACUUAACUACUCAAAAUGGAUAAUUUAAAUAACUAGUGUUCUAUAUUGGUAAUGUAUGUUAAUAGAACACAAUUGGAUAUAAAAUAAUUGAAUUAUCAUUAGAUGAAGCUAAAAAUUUCAAUAGGUAAAUCAACUGUUUAAUUUUAUAUUCCUCAAAAAAUAUCAUUUAUUAUUUAUUAAUGGAACAGAGCAAUGCAUUAGAGCUGAAUAAAAAGAGCCAUUUACAUUGUUAUCAAAUAAAUUUUACGACUAUUUACACGUCAUGUAAGCUGAUAAGUCGUAUGUUCUAAAUGAACAAUAAAUAUAUUUAAAUAUUUA